AAAAAAUGGCUGAAAUCCAAGUGUGUGUGUGAAGGAAACUGUGUGAGAAAAAUUUGCGUUUGCUACCAAUUUGGAAAUAUCGGCGUUGCGGCAACAAAACCGGACCCCAUUGUCCACUGGCCACCGCAGCUGCCCCUCGCAGGAUUCCCCAAGCAGAGGCGAAGGAGCGUGGUCUGGCGGAGCGACCGAAAAUUGGCAAUUGAUGCCACUCUCGGCAAUCGGCACUCUCCACUCACAGCGGCCUGCAAUUACAGAGAAGCCAGGCCGAAAAGCGACUUCUCAGUUCUCCGGCUGGCUAUCGUACCGAAAAUGUGGCUACCCGGCCAAGAGCAGGAACUACCAGGAGUGGAUAACUAGAUGAGAAUUCAGCGAAGAGCACUCCCUAUAUGUAAUAUAUAUGUAAUACACACGCGCCUGCCCCGCCGACAGUGUACAUACAUCAAUUUAUCGGCUUGAUACACACAUACGCAGUUGCAUCAGCAUGUCCGACCGUGAUUCUGAUUCCGAAUCCGACGCUGGUCCGCCCGUGAGUCAUCAGCGGGGGCAGCGGAACCGUCGCAUCAUUAUGCGGAUCGAGUUCAAGGACUCGGAGGAUACGGCCUCGGAUCCCGACCCGGACGAACGACCUUCUUGCUCCACGGCCAGUCGGCUGCGUCGCGACGCCCGCCGCCAGGAGGUGGAUUCCGACUCGGUUGCGGCAACUCGCGCGUCCACGCGCAAGCUGCGCAAUCGUCGCGGGCCGCGGAGCGACUGCUCUUCUAGUGGUAGCGAGAUCAAUCAACGGCCUACUCGCAGCAGCAAGCGUAAGAAGGUUGAGUCCUACGAUGAAGAGGAACAAGAGCAAACGCCAAGCGCGUCCGGUCGAUUGCAGCCCACGACCACUGAGCCCGAUCCAGGCUUCAGUUCCGACAGCAGCAGUAACGAUCUACUGGAAAAGUGUCCGAUUUGCCUGCUCACUUUCCGGCAGCAGGAGAUCGGCACGCCUGCCACCUGCGAGCACAUCUUCUGCGCGGCCUGCAUCGACGCCUGGUCCCGAAAUGUUCAGACCUGUCCCAUUGACCGCAUUGCCUUCGACCGGAUUGUGGUUCGGGACUCGUACUCAAGCCGUCAGGUGGUUAGGGAAGUGCGUGUUGACCUGAGUAAGUCCAAGACCGAGUUCGCACUGGACGACGAAUCAGAGAGCGCGGUGGUUGUCGAAGAGGAGCUCACCAACUGCGAGGUCUGUGAAAGUCCGGAGCGGGAGGAUGUAAUGCUUCUGUGCGACAGCUGCAAUCAGGGAUACCACAUGGACUGCCUGGACCCGCCGUUGGACGAGAUUCCCGCUGGCUCCUGGUACUGUGACAAUUGCAUUGACUCCGAAGGCGAGGAUGAUGAUGAGCAGCUUGAGCUGGCCGACGACUUGAGCCAGCUGUACGAGGACAUUAGAGGAAUGGGCUUGCCCGAGACUCGGCUCAGGGUGCGAGAGGUGCAGCAACCACCAAGAAUCUUGCGCACCCGCCAGAACGAGCGAAUUCGAGCGGCUGUGCUGCGACGCACUCGCUCCGCCUUAGCCUCGGCUGAAGAUUCCACUUUGACCCGAACUCGUACCCGCACUACCACCACCACCACAACCACUACAACAACGACUCGGCGCACAACCACCAGCACCAACAAACGGCCCGUUCAACGUCGCCGACGGAGGAGGACUCGCCACCGGACCUAUGUUGUCGAGUAUGACUUAAACAACUUUGACGAAAAGUUUGCCCUGAAGACAAGCAAGAAGGUGAUACGACGACGUCGGCGUCGCCGUCGUCGUGCGGUGGCCCCUUCCUCUAGUGAGGGACCUGGCCGUCGCCUCACAGCCAGCAAGCGCCUCGCGGAGCAGUUGGGAGUAAAGUCAGACGGAGUGCAGCGCUCUCAUCUAGGUGGCGGAACAGCCUCCAGCUUCUCCCUCUUCGGGAACGCCAACGACCUCGAAUACUUCUCGGACAGUGAGCCAGAUGUUGGCGUCAGUGGCACUUCUGCUGGGCUCGGAUCAACGGCUGUGCAAACUUCGGUGCGCAUUGCUAGCAUUGGAGCACCGCGCAUUCGAAAAGCCCUGCUCCAAGGCAAGGCACGCAUAGCAGCCACACCUUCAGUACCGGCUUCAGCUGCGGCUGGGGACAUACUGUCUACCAUUUUGGAUUUGCAGGACCGUUGGCACGACGCGUCGCGUAACUUGGGGAAUGUGCAUAUUAGGGCGGAUGGUACCCUAAAUCUUCCCCAAAAACCUGCGGUCGCAGCGACACCAGAAGCAGCAACGACGACGGCUACUUCUAGGCCUGAGGAGCAUCUAACUCAUGCGCCUCUUUACCAACGCGGAGGUGGAGCACCCAAUUACAAUAGAGGCGGAGGAGCAGGUUCAGGUGACAACUAUAACAAUCGUUAUAGCGGCAAUAACAGUUACAGGGGAGGUGGAGGAGGUGGAACUUCUAGCGCUAGUGGAGGAGCGUCGAGCAGUGGCGGAGGAGCUUCCUCGCGUCAAUCGACUGGUGGCGGAGAUAGUCAAGGGGUCGGCGGUUUCAGUAACCAGAACUUCAGCAGCCCCAGCCCGAACAAUAACAGCAACACAAAUGUUUCAAGCUUUACUCCCUUCCACCUGCGCUUCAACACGCCCAACCGACAGCAGCAACCACGGCAUCAAAACGUGCCCCCUGCCAACCAACCCACACCACCUUUUCGUGGAAGUGCACCGCCUCCAGACCCAGUGGCAACACCAUCGAACAAUUUCCCAGGACGACCGCCGAUUUAUGCUCCGCCUGUAAAUCAUCACACGCCACCAGUGAUGGGUAUGCCAGUGGUGCUCUCAAUUCCACCUCCGCCCAUGCCACCCGCCAGCCUCUCUUGGAACAGUCCAAUAUUUAAGAUGAAUACGAUGCAGCAGUCACCGUUGAAAACCAACGAUCGAAACGCAGAUGACGAUGUCGACAAUUGCCCGAACUUCUCAAUUUAUUCGCAGGAGUCACAGGCGGUGGCUAAUGCCUCCGCAACGGCGUCGGGGAUUGCACAAGGACCAGCUGAUGGAUCUGAUAAGGAUGAUGACGAUAUGAAUGAAGAUUUAGUACAAUUAGAUGAUGAUGAAGAGGAAAAUGAAAUACCGUUACCCUUGGGACCAGAGCCCGAACCCAUGCCCGAAAAGGCCAACGAUGAUCUGUACGAGCCAGAGAAUCCAACCGACGAGCCGGAUGAGCAAGAAAUAGACGAAAAGUCCUGUGAUGGAGAACCCAUGGAUGAAUCGGAUAUCUCCGAUCAAGGGCCCAGCAGCUCAAAAUUGGACGCUGGUCCUUCGGAGGAGCACGAAGAAGAGGAGGCGAAGACGCGCCUCACUCCCAGCCCUGUGGUCAAGGAGGGCCGAGUUGCGGACAGAGACCGGGCCAAGGGCGUGCUAGAGCUAUAUGAUGACAGCGACUGGGAAGAGCUGGACAUUGACAAACCUAAGGAAUUCGAAAAGGCGCUGGCUUCGGAAGUUGAGGUACAAGCCAGCCCCAAGCAUGCAAAAUCUAAGAAACCACCAUCAAAUAAGGAAGGAAUUGCGGAAAAGGACGACAACGCAAGCGGGAGUGAGCACGAGCAGGAUCGGUCAUAUACGCCCUGUCUUGACGAAAAGAGUAUGGCGGAGGGUGAGGAGGAGCAGGCGACGGCUGGGACAGAGCUUCAGAAUAAUGCCAGUACCAGUCCAAAAACUGCCUCCUCUAAGGCUUCCGAUGACGAAGAUGGGCCAGAGCAAGCUGUCGGCACGGAUAUUGUUUCAGAGGACGAUCUGAAUAACGAGAACGCGUCAAAGAGACGCAGUCGUAGCCGUGGGUUGGGAAAGGAGGGAAAGUCUAAGUCGAAGUCUAAGUCGCGUUCUAAACGCGACAAGAAUGACACUUUUAAGAAGAUAGGAAAGCGACAGAAGGGUCGUAACUACCGUGGGGAAAAACAGGAUCCAGACAGGAGCCCUCGAUCAAGUUCUAGAAGUCGCACUCCAAAGAUGCGUUCCAAGAGCCCGAGGGCGAGCAAGAGCGUCAGUCGUAGUAGAAGUAAGAGCAGAAGUCGUUCCCCCAGCCGCAAUAGAAACAGGCGUCGCCGAGGCAGCCGCUCCAAGUCCUACUCCCGUUCUCAUUCUAGGUCUCGAUCGCGUUCCAACUCACUUAACCGCCAGAGAUUUGCCUUCCGAGGACGGGACUUUCAGCGUGGAUUCGUGCGUGGCCGCGGAGGCCUGCGCUUUAACUAUCGCAACCAACAGUUUCACAACAGGCCAUUCCAGCAUUAUGGCCACAACAAUUACCACCAGAACCAAAACUACCACCAUCAGCACCAGCACCAUCAGCAUCAGCAACCACAUUACUUCCAUUAUAAUCAGCAUGGCCAGCACCAACAGUUCUUUCAGCGUCCCAAACGAAGAGAACUACCUCGCUAUGAUGUUCGGAAUGUUGUGGGCGCAUCGAGACACAAUGCCAAAGAUCGCUAUGGACGUGACGCAAUGCGAUCGGGCAGAAGUCGUUCGGGAAGGCGCAACUCGCGUAGUUUUUCGCGAAGUGUUUCGCGAGAGUCAAGAGCAUCCCUGCGCUCCCGUUCUGGUUCGCCCAAACGGCUUCGCAGCUUUAGCAUCUCACCGACCCCACCGCCAGGAACUUCACCUUCCCCCCAUAAACAAAGCGGAGGUCGUCGAACGUCACCGGGGAGACGGUACGCCCGCUCGCCCUCGCCAAUUCCCCCUCCUGCAACCGAAAGAGCGCAUAGUCCAGUCUCUGCACACUCCAGAGGAUCCCGCUCGCCCACUCCUAAUCGCAUCAAUGGAGGAGGGAAUAGAUCUCCCCUUUAUCUUGGCUCGCCACGUUAUACCCCACGGUUAAGUCGCAGCAGAAGCAGAAGUCGCUCUAAGAGUCCUAAAGAUCCGCCCAAAAAGAAGAAAAAGAAGUCCGAGAAAAAGAAAAAGAACAAAAAGAGGACGGGCAGCAGCAGUCCGACCACUGCUGCGCGGAUGCGACGCAUCUCUCGGCAACGUGACCCUUUCGAGGAUGCUGAUGAUUUCCUGGCGCCGCAAAGAAAAAGAAAGAAGGCAACUGGGCAGUGGUCGCCGUCCCCAUCACCCAGUCGCUGCGAUUUCCUGCAUGACAGUGCCUGCCAGGAUAAGAACCCGUCUUGGACGCCGCCACUGGGAUCGCCCAAAGGUGCAGGCGGACACUAUGAUAACGAUGGUCCUUUGACACCCAAAAAGGCGAAGCGCAAGCGGGACAAGAGCAAAAAGAAGAAAAAGCAGCAUCCGAUGGAGAAGCCACGCAAGGAGAAGAAGCGAAAGCGUCGAACCCAAACGCCGGAGCCCUUGCCAUCGAAAGAGGUAUUUGCCUCAGGCAACAAUAUUCUGGUCAGCGUGAGCUUCAACAAGGAGUCGACCACUAACAACGCGAACUCCACGCUGGGCUCCCAGCCGCAGUCGGUAGCCACAAUGCCGUCCGGCAGGGAGGAUCUGUUAAGCAACCGCUUGGCCUCCAUCGACCACCUGGCUAACAGCACCAUUAGCAGUGCUGUGGGAGCCAUUAAGAAGGGAAAGCGGGAAAAGACCCGCAAGCGUAAGAAGCUGGAGGCUAAGCCGGUGGCAAUCAUCGAUCUGGAGCGUUCGCCCUUCCAAGUUCACCAGGAGCCGGCAGAUGUCAUUGUGCUUACUGACAGCGAGGAUGCAACAGAUCAACUCUCGACGAGAAGGGAGAGAGACAGGGAGCGAGACAGGGAACACGACAUGCUGAGGGAAAACGGGCAAAGGGAGAAAACCCCGCAGGUCAGUUCCUUGGAUACAAUCAUGGAAGCCUCGUACGAGAACAUGACGCAGUCAACUGGACCCAAAACGCCACCUGAACCGCCCCUUGUCAAGUUCAACCUGCCUUCCAAAAAAAUGCAACACAAGGUCCGCAAUAAUCCGCUUCACGAAGAUGCUGAUGACAUUAACUCUGCAGACGAGUUGGAAGCUGCCUGCUCUCUGGCUCCCGAAGAGCAGUCCCCUCAGCACGGUCAUGGCAGCCACGAUGGCGGCCAGAAGAUCGGUCCGAACACCCCUCCAGAGUCGGGACCAUGCUCGCCAGAUGCCUAUGAUCCAUUCGAGCCGACCAAGUCGCCUUCCCUUUCGCCAAGAUCGCCGACACCAACUUUGAGCCAAAGCCUGGAUCAGCAAGCACCUAGCAUGGCGGCGAGCAGUGCACUUGGAUCGGGAUCUAUAGACAAGGGGGACAACGAUGGUGCACAUGCAACCGUAACUAAUGCGAGCACAAGCACACAGACCCAGACGAGCGUCCUUAAUCCGGUGGAAUUGGUAAUGGCGCUAGUGAAGCCUAACCAGAGCGGGAUUAUCCAGCAGGAAAGCGAGGUGACCUCCGCCCAGUAUAUUAGCAGCAGCUCCGUCAGCCUUGCCUUAGGCGUUGGGUCCAGCACGGGUGGAGGUUCCGGCGGAGGUGAUAGCCAUGACAAGGCAACCGAUGGCAAAACCAUUACCGUUCUCUCUAACGUACUGCUCACAAGCAGCAGCGUGGUGUCCAGCUCGCAGCACAUACCUUCAAUUUCUAGUCCCACGCCUCCUUCGAAGAAGCUCACGCCGUUGCCAAAGGCCGGCGGGAGUGUGGCCAGCAGCAGCAGUGGCGUUGGCAACAUGCCCACUACGAGUGGUGGAGUCAGUGGCCUGCGGAACGGUAGCGGCAUCGGGAAUGCCGGAGGAUCCGGCCACGCUCUAGACGACUCUUUCAGCAUGGACAUUGAGAGCCCCUACUCGCCUGGCUCGGCGGAUUACGAGGAUCUGUUCGAGCCACCCACUUUAACGGAGGGCAGCAGGCGAGCAAAGGGUGGAGCGCCCGGAGGCAAGGUAGAGAUUUUCGACAACCUAUUUGGAAGCAGUUCUCCCGUAGGCAACACCCGAAUGUCAUCGCGGUACACCACAGCGGUGGGCAAGAAAUCGCAUCGCAGCAAAGGCGAUCGAAAAUCAAAAUUAAAAGGUGCAAGAAAUCCUGAUAUGUAUGACGAUGUGCCGAAUUCGGCAACGGAUCUACAAAAUAAGGACAGACUUUUACGCAAGUUAAAUCGACAGGAACGUGUCGUUGAGGAGGUAAAAUUGGUGUUAAAGCCGUACUUCAACAAGAAAGCGAUUACUAAGGAUGACUACAAAGACAUCAUGCGGAGAGCUGUGCCCAAGAUCUGCCACAGUCGCUCUGGUGAAAUUAAUCCACACAAGAUUAAAAAUCUUAUAGAUGCCUAUGUAAGGAAAUUCCGAGCUAAGCACAAGAAGUUGAGCCUCCUUAAUACAGGACAAGUUAGCAGUGCGGUUAAAUGUGCUGCUUAUUUAAAAAAACUUUAAGCGAGCAAGCGAUGGCGUAGGAUCUGGCAAAUUGGGUAAAAAAAAAUCUGAAGAAUUUUGCUGUCGCAUGCAUUCCUACAAUCUGCCAUCAAUUGGAACCAACACUAUUUACCAGCUACCAUCGCAAAUCUAAGGGAAAGUAAAAGGAAAACUCAUUAACUGUCAUUAACUAUUGGAAUUUAGUUGUUAAGUCAAUUUUAGGUCACCUUACGAAUGAUUUUAGACCGUAAGCAAAAAACAGAAGUGAAGAUUUUAAGUAAUAAGAUGAAGCAAGUUUGUCACCUAAUUUUCGGUUACCCAAAGCACUACAAAAACACUUUAUUUAUAUCGAGACUAGAUCAUUAGAUUGUUUAUUUGUACUACACCCGUAAUGAUUAUAUUAUAACUGUUUUGCGUGAGCAUUAACCAAUUGUAAGUAGUUAAGUGAAGGCAAAACGAAAUUGUAUUUUACCUCUGAUAAUUUAAAUAUUUAAAUUAAACCCCUUCUGGAAACAUUUAUUGAUAGCCUGAAUACAUGGGCUUGCAUUGAAUAAGGCAUAGAAAAUUCCUGUAAAUGUGGUUCAUGCAGUCGAGUAUUUUUCUUGAACGAAGAUUGUUACCAAACAAUUGUAAUUAUGUAUUCAUAUAAAUAACUGCACGGCCAGUUAUGCAGUUCAUCUAUUAGGCACUUGAUUUUGCAUAGUCUGUCAGUCAUAACUUUUGAAUAAAAAGUAAGAGUGUAUGCAUUGCACACAACACAAUUAAAAACCGUAUAUAUGAAUAUACGAAUUGUGCUAAAUCGUUUUGUAAAUAUCAUAUAAAUAAAAAUAAAAGCGAUAAUAACUAAUCCAA
Messenger RNA from Drosophila biarmipes, 8170 nucleotides. Its product is annotated as PHD and RING finger domain-containing protein 1. Bases 482 to 7339 code for a protein of 2285 amino acids. The record is from RefSeq and is a predicted model, not a curated record. The transcript is spliced from 7 exons. Lineage: Eukaryota; Metazoa; Arthropoda; Insecta; Diptera; Drosophilidae.